GCGGGGGGUUGCGGGGGGGGGGGGGGGGGGGGGGGGGUUUAAUUGUCUUUAAGUCUUAGUUGGCAUCAAACAAACAUCAGAGGGCGGGAAGCACAGAGUGAGAGUGAGUGCAAAAAAGUGGUCUCAGUUCGAAAAGAGCUGUCGAAAGAUAUCGCAAGAUAAAAGCAUAUUAAAAACAAGGAAAACUUUCGUAUCAUUAGAAAAAUAGAGGUCAGCUUUGGUUUAGUCGCAGAGUGUCUAGUGAUAAAAUAAGUCGUAGAAUCAAAGAUAGCUCUAAGAAAAGCCAUCUGAUUAUGAAAAACUUUGUUAGAUCAAGAACAGGCUUUUCGAAAUAAUAAUUGUAGGAUAAAUCUUUUAUCUCAAGUACACCAUUAAUUAAUUAAGUUAUCAAACAAAGCCUAGAGAAAAUGAAAAUGUUAAUAUUAUAUUUCAGAAUUAAGAAAUGUAUUCUAUUUUAACUGGUUUAUAUAAUCGUAUGUUUCAAAAUCGAAAACAUUGUAGGAAAUCUAAUGUGUUUCUUUGAAUCUACUGUACUUUUUAGUCCAUCAACAUGUAAAGCAGCUAAAAUAGGAUAUACUUUCUAAAGCAAUUCCGAUGUAUUUUCAACUGAGUUUAAGUAAACUUACGAAUUCUACAUAAGAACAGCAUAACAUGGGCUAUUGUAUCGAAAGUAGGUUUUUACUAGAUUUUUGAAAUUGUUAAUGAAAACAAUCAUUGCCACAAGAUAGAACGCAGUCGAUAACUUAUGUUUCCAUCCGAUCCGUGACAACAUUUACCUUUAUCCAUUGUGCUUAACAAUCGUUUCCUAUAGCAAUAACAGAACUAGCAAUGAUCGCACUUAUUUUCGUUAGAGCAACUGCGAUUCAAAAACGGCAGAAUUGAACAUCGACAUAGUGAAGGCAUAGUCACGUGCUGUUGCUUUUGAUCCCAAUACAUCUAUAGAGAACGCUCAAAUAUAGUGUAGUGAUAUGAGGUUAAUACUUCUGUUUUACAAGAAUAUACAUUAUAAAACAAUACUUCACAUUCGUUAGAAUACUUCAAUCCGAUUAUCAUUAUAAAAUACUAUUUUAAAUGUAAGAAGAUAGCCGCACAGUUGCCAAACAAAUUAUAUAUUUAUUGCUUAGUUUCUGUUUAUUAACAAUCGAAAAUAAAUGACUUCACAGCAUCUAUAAAAGGAAAACGCGCAGUUUAUUCUUGUUUUAUUUUACAUAGUUUUUUGACGGUUGUAUGAUACAGAUUAUAACAUGAUACUCUCAUUGCGAAUAUGUCAAUUAUUAAUUCUUGCAUUUAGUUUAACUUUUGGAGAAUCAUUAAUUUGUUAUAACUGCGCAGUUCGUGAAUUUGGUAAUUUAGAUUCAACUAUUAUUUGGAAUCAAAACUAUGACUGUAGAUUUGAAGAAAAAUCGUAUGAUUUUUGUUCGAUAAUUUUAUAUUAUACAAAAACGUUUAAUGCUCCUAGUAACAAUGAAACAGUGAUUGUUGAAAUGGAUGGUAUUGAGAACAUGCGAAUGAGUAAACUGUCAAAAGAAGCCAGAUUUUUUCGAAAUCGACACAAUCGCUAUGAUAAAAAGCCGAUAUCAAAACCCCGUCGAUCGAAACGUCAAGAUAAUCCUUUUCAUGAAGGCGNUACUGACCUUUUCUACACUAUUUGUGCCACAUCUGACUGUAACAACCAAGAUACGAUGCAACAAUUACAACAAGAAUAUUUGUCGGUUAACUUUGAUUUUAACAAAUUUCAACCCACUAUUGUAGUUUCUCCCGACUAUACGACCGUAACAGCUGGGUCAGUCUCAACGUCGGUGUUAGCCACAACAAUAUCUACACCAGUGAUAAUAACAUCUUCGCCAGUGACACCAAGACCUUUAUUUUGUUAUAACUGCGUAGUUCGUGAAUUUGGUAAUUUAGAUUCAACUAUUAUUUGGAAUCAAAACUAUGACUGUAGAUUUGAAGUAAAAUCGUAUGAUUUUUGUUCGAUAAUUUUAUAUUAUACAAAAACGUUUAAUGCUCCUAGUAACAAUGAAACAGUGAUUGUUGAAAUGGAUGGUAUUGAGAACAUGCGAAUGAGUAAACUGUCAAAAGAAGCCAGAUUUUUUCGAAAUCGACACAAUCGCUAUGAUAAAAAGCCGAUAUCAAAACCCCGUCGAUCGAAACGUCAAGAUAAUCCUUUUCAUGAAGGCGGACAAGUAUUUGGAAAACCUCCUACUACCGAUUUUAUUAUAACCGCACUUGAUAUUACUGUUGCUACUACAAAUGAUGGUGAUAAGUAUUAUGAACAAAUACGCGAAAUUAGUUACAUAUGUAAAACAGAUUUUUGCAACCACUAUAGUAAUAUUCAAACCCUGUUGAAUGCUGCUGAUGUGAAAAUCAACAAUAAUGAUGAGGUCAAUAAUUUCAUUACUAAUAAAGUUGAGACAUCUACUUGUUGGUCUUAUGCCAAUGUUUCCUCGACUGUUCCAGAACCUUUCAAUAGCUUUGGUUGUGGUGCUUCCACUCCUCCAACCUCACAAACAUCUUGUUACUCUUGCCAAACGUUUGCUUUUACUCCAGAUGAGCAAGGAAGCACGCAAGUAUGUGGUAUUUGUGAAAAUAAUAUUGAAGAAUUUGACACUUUAAUCGCUGAACAAAGACUUCACCUUAGAAGCCAAGCAUUAUCUUAUACUGACCUUUUCUACACUAUUUGUGCCACAUCUGACUGUAACAACCAAGAUACGAUGCAACAAUUACAACAAGAAUAUUUGUCGGUUAACUUUGAUUUUAACAAAUUUCAACCCACUAUUGUAGUUCCUGCCGAGUACACGACAAUAACAUCUGCAUCGGUGACAGCAACAUCUGCACGAGUGACAGCAACAUCUCCACGAGUGACAACAACAUCUGUGCGAGCGACAGCCACAGUUGCGCCAGUGGGAACAACUUCCGUGCCACGUGGCACGACAGCAACAUCCGCAUCACAUGGCAAGAGCAGUGUUUCACAUACUAGCAUGGUAGGAUUAUCGGCACCAAAGUGCUUCUAUUCAAAAGCAAUGACAUAUUCGAAAUCAGCACAAUUUCUAGAACGUCCGAUGAUCGAAAUUCCACCAUAUGAUGUCGUAACAAAAAAAGAUCUCUAUGAAAUUCGACAAUAUCAUAAACAAGUUUGGGCUCAAUAUACAUACGAGGUUCCACUGAACACUGAUUUUUCGAAAGUUAUCAAAGGGUUUCAACCACUAUAUAAAUACAUUGCAGGAAAUAACGAGCAAAAAUUAAAAAUUGCUAUGACUGCUCCAGUAGUAAUGAAACAAAAAAUUGGUCAAUCAUCUAUUCUACGAUUGAUAGCAUUUAUUAUGUCGCCAUCCAAGUUCAAAUCAAUCGAUCAAUUACCGAAAGCUAAUGACCUAAAUGUGAAAUUAGUUGAAGCAGAUAACAUUCAACAAUUGGCUUGCAUUCGAUUUAAUAUGAACAUGAAUACGCGUAAUAAUGACAAAAAAGAACAAGAGUUACGUGCAGCAGCAACAAAAGAUGGUGUUGAAUUGCUUCAAGAAAAAGCUGAAGUUCAAUACUUCGGAUAUAAUCCACCAUGGACAUUACCAUGGUUCAAACGAAAUGAAAUAUGCAUUCCAAUUAUUGUUCAAAAAUAG
Molecule: messenger RNA, 3614 nt
Organism: Didymodactylos carnosus
Lineage: Eukaryota; Metazoa; Rotifera; Eurotatoria; Philodinida; Philodinidae
Source: the annotation of a GenBank genome assembly